GACUCUCUGAUGAAGCUAAGGUAGUGAAGUAGCUCAUUGGCUCUACGUCACAUUGCUGCUGCCUCUUGUUUAUGGUUCGUUGUACAUUAAAUGCUUCUAUUGAGGCUUAAAGUAGUUCCAGUAUCCAGGUUGGGUCUGAGAACAUGAGUGUCGCAGAGAAAACGUGAGACGUACGUCCUGUCCGCACUCCUCAGUGUUGACUUAGCUCCCCUUGGUACCUGUUUCCGCUCUUUAGCAUCAUCUUUCGCUCUGCUACCAACCCAGCAGCGAUGUGCACGGAGGGGGGCGAGGUGCAGGACGAUUGCGGCUCCCGGGAGGAGUGGACGCUCCUCUUCUGGACCUCUGUGGCCGUCGUCGUUCCGGUGAUCAUCACUUUGUGGUGCAGCGCCCAGCGCUCCAAGCGAAAAACGCACAUGAGGGGUUUCUUUCGAAAGAGCAAGCACGGCUGGCACUACACAGACCUGUUCAACAAGCCCACCUACUGCUGCGUCUGCUCGCAGCACAUCCUCCAAGGGGCUUUCUGCGACUGCUGUGGCGUGUGUGCCGAUGAGCAGUGCUUGCGCCGGGCUGACCGGAGCCUGCCGUGCAAAGAGAUUAUGGCCCCCUCCGGCCCUGAUGGAGCCGUGGAGCACCGCUGGGUCCGCGGAAAUGUCCCUCUGGCCAGCUACUGUGCAGUGUGCAAACAGCAAUGUGGGACCCAGCCGAAGCUCUGUGACUUCAGGUAGGCGAUGCUACAGGUACAGCUGCAAAUAUAAGUCGAGGGGCUCAAAAUAUCUGUUUUGUUUCGUUUUGUUUUGUUUUGUUUGUUUGUUUGCAAACUCCGAAAAAAAGCUCAAAGUGCACACACAGAUAUAUGAAAUGUUGAUGAAAACUGUAUCAACCACCACUACCACGCUACGUGGGCCUCUUAAAGCUGCCAUGGUACACAACCUCAUUUCUAAAUCUGCCUUUAAUUUGCUCUAAUGGAUUGAUGCUGCUGCUGCUGCUCUAUGUUAAAGAGAUGACACAAUGACAUAAUCUCAUAAUAUCAGACAGAUUGUUAUACUAAUCCUGAAAACAUCAGUCUCACAGUUCAGGACUGCUGCUGCUUUCAGCAGAAAAUGCUUUUGUAUAUUUUCACACAACUGCACUUUUAGGAUAUGGCAUACUAUGUUGAUGAAAACUGAAUUUGAUGUUUUUUCUUCUUGUUUUUUUUUUUUUUUUUAAUGAACUAAAGACUGUAUUUGAUUGGCAAUUUUCAAAGACAACUUUAAAAAUGUUUCAACUGAAAAGUUCCAGUUAUAUUAUGAAAAUACAGUUUUCAGUAUUCAAAACUGUCUGAACAGAGGGAUAUUUACCAUGGAUUGUCAUCUCAUCUGCAUUGAACACUCUGUAAACAUGGAAACCAGGGAGACCAGUUUUUGAGUUUUGAAUUUUAAAUCUUGUUCCAUUUUUGCCUGAUGUAAGAUGUCAGCUGCAGCAGAUCAGGACUUCCUUUGACGUAUUGUUUGUGUCACCAUGGGUCAAAUGUUUUUAAUGGGUGACAGGGGCUGCAGACUACAAGCAGGCCACUUUAGAACCCGGACUCUUUUACGACAGAGCCAUGCUGUGUUGUGAUAUGUGCAAAAUGUAAUUUGAAAAAUCAAAACCUUUCCAAAACUUUUCCAGACAUAUGAGUUGCCCAUGCCAUGGCCACUUCUGUAUCUGAGUACUAUCACAAAUGCUGACUUUGAACUGCGAGCUGAUGCCAAGUCAGGCUGUCCCUCUCUUCUACAGAGCAGAGGAUAGGGCAUUUAUGGUUUCCAAAGAGAGUGUAAAGUUUUAAUCAGUCAGACCACUGCGUCAUAGUUUAUAUGGUUUCCUCUUUGUAUGGUACUACAGUUUUAAUGGUUCACAGGUGGUUUUGGUUUGUAAUCUUUAGCCCAUGCAGUGAUUUCUACUACAGGGUCAUGGCUGUUUUUAAUGCGGUGCUGGUUGAGGGCCCAAAGCUCCCAGCCACCCAGUGUAAGCUAUCGACCCUGUCCCUUUUGCAAAGAGAACCCUCCUGAUCCUCUAAAUCUUUUAUUUGAGGUAGAUAAUGAAAUGUGAAAAUUCUCUGCAGUUUCAUGCUGAGAAAUAUUAUUCUGAGACUAUCUACUCACGCAGUUUCUCACAGACUGCUGUAGUUUUCUCCAUCUUUACCUGUUACCAUUGUACACUGCUUACUAUUUGUAAUUUUUUUAAAUAAAAUUACAAUUUAUUUAAUAACAAUUUUUCAUAAAUAGUAUACAGCAUCAAUAACAAUAACAAUAACAGAACUACAAAUUUCACCCAAACCUGUCCCCUCCCAGUACAAACCUUAUAGGUCAACUCUUACCUACAUCCCUAAUAAAAAAAUGAAAAAAUAAAAAAAUAAAAAUAAUAACAAUAAUAAUAAUGAUGAUGAUGAUGAUGAUGAUGAUGAUGAUAAUAUAAAAGAAAAUAUAAAUGCAAAUAAAUAAAAGGAUAAAAUAAAAUAAUGAUAACAAUAAUAAUAGUUCAAAUAAUAAAUAAACAAACAAGUUAAAUAAUUAAAUAAAACAAAAAAAUUACAGCAAAAUACAUGCAGCACCACCACACCACAUUGACAGUACUCAUCUCGUUAUCUGUGAGAAGUUAUCCAGAUACAUUUUAAAGUCAUUUACACUGCGUCCUACCUCUUGUAGGAUUGGGGUUGUAUUCUCUGACAGGUGUGUGUAUCUCUGUCAGGUGUGUGUGGUGUCAGACCACAGUGCAUGACGACUGCAGGGACUGCCUGGAGGACUCGGACCAGUGUGACCUGGGCGAGUUCCAUAGCCUCAUCAUCCCUCCUCACUACCUCUACUGCGUCAACAAGCUCCGCCGCCGGCACCCUGACGAGUAUAUCAAGGUGCUAAACAGGAGCUCUUACUGCUGGAUUAACGCGGUGUUUGAGGACUGUUUUGAUGUCAUGUGUGUUUGUUUGUGUAGCUGGCAUCCUCCUGUGGCAGUGGCUGGACUCCAGUAUUAGUCUUGGCAAACACACGCAGUGGUAACAAUAUGGGGGAAGCUCUGCUGGGAGAAUUUCGCACCCUUCUCAAUCCAGUGCAGGUGAAUCUUUAUCUCAGAUUGUGUGAGAGACUGAAUCAUCCUUUAAGCUAACCUGCAGUUUCACCCUUUUUCAUGGGAUUAUUCAGCAGUCUAUUUCUGUAAAAACUGAGACAUCUGUGUUUUUCCACUCUGUCUUUAGGUGUUUGACCUGUCUGAGCUGACUCCCCCAAAAGCCCUCCAGCUGUGCACCCUGCUGCCCCCAAACAGUGUCAGGGUGCUAGUGUGUGGGGGUGAUGGCACAGUGGGCUGGGUGCUUGACGCUAUCGACACAAUGAAGCUGAAGGUGAAAAAGGUUUAGUUUAAUUUUUUUAAAUCUCCUGAGCUCUUCACCUCCUGCUUGAUAAUAGCACUGCUGCUCUCUUACAUCCUGUUGUCAGGGCCAAGACCAGUUCAUCCCAAAGGUGACCAUCCUGCCACUGGGGACAGGAAAUGACCUUUCCAACACCCUCGGCUGGGGUGCUGGGUAUGCAGGAGAGAUCCCUGUUGAACAGGUUCUCCGUAAUGUCCUUGAUGCUGAGGUGGUCAAAAUGGACAGGUGAGAUGCUGGAGUAGUUUCAGGCUCUGAUUUGAGGAGAGUUUCACAGUGCUGUAUCACUUUCCUAGCUUGUAAAUAUUCACUUGAUUAGCAGACAGUUUUUUUUAUAGAGUCCUCAGUCUAAAAGCUGUUAGAGUUUUUCGGAUAUGUCAACACCCGUGGAGCUAAUUGGCAGCCAGAGAUUCUGGUUUAUGUUGACCUGGGUUGUGUCCAGGUUUGUUGCUCACGUUUGGGACACUUGCAUCACGGUCUCUCACUUAGGAGGUCUAAUAGUUGAGGGGUAGACAUUCUUUUUGUAUACAAACUGAUUCCAGGGUUUUUACUGUCAAGAUUCAGUGCGGUCACUAUUCUUCUUCUCAGCUGCAGCAACUCAAAGCUCCUGAAGAGAACUUUCUGUUUGUGCCAUUUUUUUUCUAAAUUCCUAGCUGCAGCCUGUUUGUGUUUCUUUCUUUCUUUUCUGUCCUAAGCCCACAUUUAUUCACCUACAUUUCCUCCACAGAUGGAAAGUGCAGGUGGCUUCGAAAGGACUAUACUUUCGCAAACCAAAGGUAAGCUUCUUCUCUCUGACUUGUCUUUUGACUUCUUUUUGUGGUAUUCCUCAGAUGUGUCGUUACUCAGGCUACAUGUGACAGGAUUUGGGGUGAAUCUUGACAGACUUUAUGCACUUGGUCCCCAGGUUCUGUCCAUGAACAACUACUUCUCUGUGGGGCCUGAUGCUCUGAUGGCGCUCAACUUUCACACACACCGUGAGAAGACUCCCUCCUUCUUCUCCAGCCGCAUCAUCAACAAGGUUAGAAGUCUGAGUCUGAAUUAUCCAAAUACAUGAACCGCAUUCAAAUGUGCAUUGAAUUUGACUAUAAUUCAAAAGCAUCGCCCCUGAGUGUCCUCACUGUGAACAUGUCUUAUUAAAGCCUUCUCUUUUUGUCUCUUAGGCUGUGUAUUUCCUCUAUGGCACCAAAGACUGUUUAGUGCAGGAAUGUAAAGAUCUGGAUAAGAGGAUUGAGGUACACUAGCAACAUUCAUGGGAUCCACUGUUGAGUCAUUUCUUACCUCCCUCUCUCAUAAGGAGAAUCAGACCAAAAAAAAGAGCCUGUUUUCAGGAUUUCCAAUAUUUAAAAAAAGAAUACAGCCACAUUAUUUAUUCAACUCUGGAGCUAUCUUAUUAUAUUUUUAUACUUGAAUUAAUUAAAAGCCCCACUGUUGUUUAGUUCUAUAUGAGUCAUGAGCUCCAGUUUCUUAUUUGCAAAUUCUACACAAAAUGAAAUACUUUGAUUUAAAGCCAACUACAUUUUCAGUACGAGAGCACACUCUGUACAAAUAAAACAACUGUGUGCAGCUUUGGUCAAAGCUCUCCCUUGACCUCGGUAGAUUUGAUUUAGGAUUUCUUGUCGCCUACAGUCUUCAUGCUGAUCUAAGUUUAUGGACUCUAGAUGGAUGUUUACCAGGGGCUCCAGGAUAUUAAAAGACAAUCAUAUGAGGCAUAUUUGAGAUGUUAAGAUGUGGUAUAGAAGUCAUGAUGAGUGGGAAUGACCGUUUUAGCAUCUCAAUUUCACCCCAAACUCAAGAUGUGAUUUGCUUUCUGAUUAACAUGAGAUUUUAGCUCUCGUUGUAAUUUUGCAUGGCAGAAAGGACAGGGUGAACAGAUUUACGUGGUUGCUAACUCUUUCAUACUGUCUGUGGGUGUUUCUGUAACAGCUGGAGUUGGAUGGGGAGAGGGUGGAGCUACCCAGUCUGGAGGGCAUCAUAGUCUGUAACAUUGGCUACUGGGGUGGAGGCUGCAGACUCUGGGAGGGUAUGGGAGAUGAACCCUACCCCCCCACACGGUAAGACCUGCCCUGCUGUUGUACAAGACAGUGACAUGUAGUUAACACUGAUAGCACAAAUGAGGCAGUUUCCAGGGUUAAAUGAGCCACAUAUUCAGCAUAAGUGAGUGAGCUCUAGUUAUUGUUUAGGCUCUAAUGUAAGCACUUAAGUGUUAAAAUCAAAAGCUGCAGGUAACCAUAGCAACCAGCCAUGAGCAGCAGUAUUGUUUCCUGUCUCACCCUGCAGGCUGGAUGAUGGUCUGCUGGAGGUGGUGGGUGUGUUUGGCUCCUUUCAUUGUGCGCAGAUCCAGGUCAAGCUGGCCAAUCCUGUACGGCUGGGACAGGCUCAUACUGUCAGGGUGAGCAGAUACCACCCACACAAACACACGCCAUUAAAACCCAGGCACAUUAUUAACAUGGCGCUGCUUCCUGUUUGCCUCCAGAAGUGGGCGACCAGACAGAUAAUAGAGGAGUAAGAUCUUUUUUUUUCACUGCCAUUCGCAUCGUCACAGCAGUGGAAAACCAAAUGACCAAUUAUCACAUCAGACGUAUUCAGUCCAGCUGCUGCAUGUCCACUAACAAAUACAUUCUUAUAAUAUAUCCUUUCAUUUAUCAAAGAGAGUAACAGAUGUACAAUCUAAAAAAAUGAAGCCCAAAAGAUCAAGACUGUCACCUUUGUGCUCAAGUAUUUAUCAUAACGGCCGCCUCCAUGGUAACAGAUGGGAAAUAGGUCAAACAUUACAAGCUUAAAAGUGGAGUAGGCAGGAUUCUGUUAAAGAAGCAUCUUCUUUGUGGCGUAUAUACAAAAAAGCUUCUAAUUUCAGUCAAUAGCAAUUAGUUAUUUAUGACAUUUUUUAAUAUAAUGAUAUCGCUGUGUCAUGUCUGUGUAGUCAACAUUUACAUUUUUUUCGAGUGGCCUGGGGCCUGUUCUACGAAGCAAGUUCAACCUAGCGAGGUAUCCUUGGAGCUACCUCGCUCAACUUAGCGCGGUAGCCAGCGGUCUCGCUAAACGGUCUUACAACGCUGGUUAUUAACCUCAUAAGUGGAUUCAGCUUUGCUAUGAGUGCGUGCACACAUGUAAGGCGGAGCCCGCCGCAUCUGACCAAUCUUGAACAUGGACCAGUCUGGAGCGUCACAGCAGGCCGGAGAGCGAAGGACAGCGGACUUUACAAAUGAGGAGCAGGAGACGAUCAUGAGAAAGUAUGAAGAAUUCAAAUCUAUCAUAAACCUCAAAAACAACACCGUCGCCGCUGCAAAAGCACGGAGGGAAUGCUGGCGGAAAAUUAAUCUUUGAUGCCAUUAUCACCCUGAAAUAGCACUGUCCAACAUGUGCUUUUAACAUGCACCAGACAUGUCUAAUUCAUUUCCAAGAUGAAUUCAUUCAUUUGUUCAUUCCUAUCAUGUUUACAUUUUUUGUGUGAUAUGUCGGCCAUAUGAGCCUUUCAUAAAGGUGGUCAUCCAGAAAAGUAAGUGGGUCUGUGCGGUCCCUGAAAACUCUUGCGCGCCGGAGUGCUCCUCGGAUAAUGCGAGCACUGAGGUCUAUACGAUCCUCCAAGAACAGACAAGCCAUUUUUCGAGAGAGCUCAUUGGUCAGUGGGCGUAGUGUUUGUCCAUGGUCAGAGAAGAGUCAUGUAUGGUCAAAUACUGUUCUGAACUUUAAUGUCAUAGAUGCUGACCAACAUCUGUCUUUUAAGCUUGGAGCUUUACAAUUGUUGUUCAUAUUCAUUUGAAAGAACUACAGAACGGACAAGUCAGCAUUAGACUGUGUAUCCACCACUAUUGAGCAGACAAAAACCUCCCCUCAGACUGAUUAGGGUGUUUUCUUUCUCUCUCUAGCUUGUUCUCAAGAGCUCCAAGAUGCCCAUGCAGGUGGAUGGAGAGCCUUGGGCCCAGGGUCCCUGUACCAUCACCAUCACCCACAAGACCCAGGCCUGUAUGCUGUACCACAGUGCUGAGCAGACAGAUGAUGACGAGGACGAAACAAGCGCCUCUGAAACAGAGAGCCCCACCCCACAUGACUCACCACGUCCCCCUGGGCCGGCCUCUGCUCGUGCAUGACUCAUGGCUGACUUCAUGUGAUCUGAUGCUUUCUUAAUCCCAGUUACUUGGUUUUCUCCGCAGCCCAGUUUCCACUAACCCUCACUUAGGAGGUGUUUGAGCUCUUUGUCUGCACUCAAUCAUGUUGAUGAGAGUAGCUCUUAGUUCCCUAGAUAAUCAUUUUAUUUAUUCCCAGACAAUUUACAGCUAUCAGAGAGGUUGAUUUGGAUUCGGGCUGCUCUAAUCUGCUUUUUUGUGUUUGUGUUUGCUGUUUAUUGUAACCCACAGCUCAGGCAGAACCAUCUCCACAGGCGAGACAGUCUGGAGGAGGUGAAUGUUUAGGAGGAAUAUUGCUGGUCAUUUGCACUGAUCCUUUGUGCCAUAGAUAUCUUUAGUCCACUCUACUGUAUUUAUUAUUCAUGCCCAGUGCAGCCCUGCAGGUACAAGUGAGCCGUUUUUAACAAGUUACCCAAAGUCAGUUGACUGAACCUCUUUAAGCCAUGAGUGGAUCGACAGCAGAGGGACAGGAGGCGAGGCAGGACAGCCCUGCACUGAAUCAAGGUGGAGAUUUGGCUUCAGGAGUAUGUUAAGCUUUACACCACUGAGUGAUUUCUUAUUACUCCAGUAAGAGCACAAACUAACAGCACACGCACACCCAUAAUUUACAGAACAUAGGAGAGCUUAUAGACUCCAGCUGAUGCAAGUCAAACUGUACUUGCUGUCUGUUAAAUCCUCCUGAAAUCCUUCAAAGCUUUUCAGCACAAUCUUGACCAUUUUCAAGUGUCACCUGCAUUUACGCCCAAGUUAAGGUCUUUCUGUCGUGUAGCAAAAGGAGGCGAGGGUUCUGUGACAACAAUGCAACAUGCUGUCAAUCACUGGACUUUGAUUCUGGUUUGUUUAUGUCAUGAUGCACUGUCUAAAUUAGAUCGCCAAACUGUUAGAUUGUACAAAGAUGCAGUCUCAUAGCUAUACUAAGCUGUCCUGUAAGAGCUACAGGACAUUACUGCCAAGAUGUUCAGAGGAUUAAUUUGCCUACAUGUUACGCCUUUUGUUUUUCCUCUCUUUACCUUGUUCCUGUUGUUUACAUAUUUUGUGCUGCAUAGUUUUGGCACUUACACUGAUGAAUAUAUUAUAACACUGCUUAGAAAAUAAGACUGAUAUGAAACCAUUAUCAUGUUGCUGCAGUUAGAGGUAACUGCUGACGAGAUUAAGCUCUCCUCCAUUGUUGUUUAUGUUACUCAAGUCACCCUGUUGCGUUUUACCAUGUAUUUAAUACCAAAAGGCACCACAGGGUGGCAGACUAGAGCAGUAUUUCUGUAGACAGAAUGGAGCUCUUACAUACAGGUGCAUCUCAAAAAUUAGAACACCGUGAAGAUUUUUAUUUAUAAAUUAAAAACUAAAGUUUCCUCUAAUUUACAUAUCAUUCUAUUCUAUUCUAUUCUAUAUAUGUUCAUGACUUUUAAAAAGAAAAAAAUUCAAGCCAAUUAAAACAAAAAAAUUAAGUUGAGUUAGACAUACAGAAAUGCCUUUAGAAAAGUACACUCUAUGUACACUCUAUACUUGAUUGGAGCUAAUUUAUCAUGAUUUAUGGCACGAAUGUGGCAUGACAUGGAGGUAAUGAGUCUGUAGCACUGCUGAGGUGUUAUUGAUGUCUGUGUUGCGUUGAUAUAAGUCUUCAUUUUGUCGAUAUUUAUGGAUUGAGUGUUUCUCACCUUCCUCCUGACAAAUAUGAAGGGUCUCACUGAGUUAGCUGGCCAUUCAAGUACUGUUAAGUGGCAGCAAACCAAUCAGCUCAGUUUUGGCGCUGUGGGCAGGUGCAAUAUCCUGCUUGAGAGGGAUAUCAGCAUCUCAAUAAGACAUACAAGAGGAUGAAGACUUUGAUAAAACAUGCACAACUUCAUUACUUUCAUUCAGCUUUCCUUUUAUGUGCUUUCAUGAACUUUAUUGUGAUAGUCUAAUUUAUUGAGAUGCUCCUGCAUGUACUGGCUAAAUUUAACACCAUCAGCAUUAUAAGCAUUUCUAUGUAGCCUUCUUUUAGUCUUUUGGUCGGUCCUGUAUGGCACAGACUGGUUGACCCUUGCUCACAGCCAUGAUAGAAAAAGUCUAAAAAUGUGAGUGUGUGCUUUCUAAUGAGCCCAGAGCCAGUGUGCUGCUGGUAGUCAGACUGAACAGGGAUCAGUUUCAGCCGUGUGAUGAUGCCUAUACACCCCCACUACAGGUUUCUUUCCCCUCUGUCUGUUUGCUGAAUGAUUUCAGUCUGAGGGGCACCUGUUUGAUCUUCUACCUUAUCAUCUGUGUUUACCAGUUGUCUGUUCAUUGCGCUGGCAGGUUUUUAGCAACACUAGCAGCUCACUAGAAAUAGACGAAAUGAAUACUUUAAAGUAUGAUCCCUUAUUAAUAAUCAGGAGAGUUAUGAUUUAUUUUGAUUCAGUGAUUGAGGAAUCAUCUCUGAUAAUGAAUCGAGAACUAUCUUAAACUCAGAUUUGUGCUGACUACAUUUCCUUGAACUAAAGCUGGACUGAAAGUUUACGAUGUGCCAGCUUGAAAGUUUGGACUCUGAAAAAAAUAACAGAUUUAGAUCAUUUUUCAAAUCAUUUGUGAUGGGGAAAGUUAUGUUGCAUCCCCUUAAAACAACAGUUUAGAUUUGGGAACCUGAGGAGAGCAGCCUCUGACUAUUAAAAAAAUGUUGCCCCGUCUUACCUAAAAACAUUUCAGCUGCCCAACAGUUUAGGAGUUAUUUUGCAGCAAUUUUUGUUUCAUGAUGUGCAAAAUGAUUCCAGCGGGUGAUUGGUCUGGACUGCCCACAAAUCAUUUUAUCACCAGGACUUUUCAGCCACUGAGUCAUGCUGUCGCAAUACCUCAACACUGCAGUUUGGCAUCUUCCUACUGAAAUAUGAAGGCCUGCCCUGAAAAAGUCAUUGUCUGGGUGGGAGCAGGUCUUGCUCCAAAACCUGUAUACAUUGUUGAGCAUGAAUGGAGCCCUCACAGAUUUGCAAGUUAUCCAUGUCAAAGGCUCCUCUGCAUCUCCAUACCAUCAGGGAUGCAGGCUUUUGAACUGUGUGCUGAAAACAAGAUGGGUGGCCCCUCUCCUCAGUAGAAGGAAGAUAUAGACUAUACAGAGUGGUUCACAAAGAUGGUGUUGAAAGAAGAGGUUGUGCAAACAGCCCUCACUUAAAAAAAAAAGGGUUGUCAACGUCAGCUCUAAAAUGUGCGUUAGUUUUUCAUGGGUCAGGAAAACUGUCUAGUUUCAUGUCCUGCCCUGUUUUCUAACAAAUAUAGCCUUUAAAGGAUUCACAGACCCUCACCUUUAAUGGAAGAGAGGUUGUAACUCCUUACUGUAUGCAUGGCAGCAAAGGCUUAUGCAUAGGCUUUUAAUUUUUGUUUCAAAAGCAUUUGAAGUUGAUCACAAAUUUUCAAUGAAGACAGUCUUGACAUUGUGUUUAAAAAGGGUCACUGUUGGAUGCAAAUUAAAAAGGCAAUCUCACCAAUUGCAAUUUCCAUCAGAUUAAUUGAGCACUCUGACCCCUUUAUGGUUUGGUUUUCAUAACUCGUUAUGUUUAUCAGUUUGAUCCAGUGUGAUUACAGCCGUAUUUGCUAAUUGUUUUCAUUUAAGCUAUGUCUACAGUAUGUGGCCAACAUAAAAGACCCAAAGGCAACUCAGUGGCUCGCUAGUGUACUAGCUGAGCAGCUUAAGUGUCACAAAGCCCUGAGGUUGUGCAUUGUCCCACCCUGCUUUGUUGUGAUUGGCUCUGAAAACUGUCAUUAGCAGAAGGGGAUCUUGAAAAAGUCUGAUGUCUUACUAUUAAGAGCGAGAGAGACUUAGGGAGUAAAUCAGGCUGCAUUGUCGGGCCAAUCCCAGGACAAACGCUGUAACUGAAAUUCAUAGAAAACAAGAGAAGCAGUUUUUGUGCUUUGACCCAACUUAUUAUGUGGUUCUGGUUAGAAGAGGUUGCAGGUUUGGUUUCUGUGGUGUAUAUCACAACAUGAUGCAUCAAUAAUUACCAAAAUGCAGGGACUGAAGAGUUAGAUGCUCAAAAUUAAAUGUUUAAGUGGAACAUAGGCUGGUUUAAAAAUUAUUUGAAAACCUCCACGCCCCCUACUGUUGACAAUUUUUUUUGAUCAUACCAGUCUUUUAGAGAACCUUAUAAUUACAGAAUAAACCUGAAAAGAGCGCCUCUGACAUGAUGCAAUGUACAGUGUCAUGCGUCCAAAAACUGCUACUGCACAGAGAACUUACUGCUGGCGAAGUGAUAUUGUGACAUUUUUUCACAGCACCACCAUCACAAUGUCUAACACCAGUAGUAAAUAGAUAAAUAAAUCUCUGCCUGUCAGGUUGCUAGUGUUGCUAAAAAUUGUCACGUGUCAAGGUUAGUGUUGACUGUGUUACUGUUAUUAAUGUUUCUCAUUCAACACUGUCUUUUUAAUCAACCAGUCCGGGUAGGUGUAUAACAAUACACAUGUAAACUGAAUUUGGCACCAAUUUUACCCCCUUGUCUGCUACAAAAAUGCUUUCAACAUUAUAGAUUAUAAAAAGCUUAUUUCAGUGCUAUUAGCAUAAAAAUAAAAAAAAAGCCUGUAAAACUGGUGGGAGUAAAAAGGAGGAAGUGACCACAAUUUUGACCAUCUGAUAUGAAAGAAAGCCUUUUGUUGUCUCUGCUGAAGAGAAAAUACAAAAACUAUCAGUGUGGAUAAGCAUUUAUUAGGAACAAACAUGUUUGAAUGUCAGGACUGAAUGUUUGGCAAAGAUGCUACAGCUGAAAAUGAAAACAGAUAUGGAUUGAACUGAAUGUAUCAAUGAGAUCUUUUGAAUUUGAAGAUAAACCCAUAAAUAUUUUUUAUAUACAGACCAUUUUUCUCUGUGUUCUAUUUCGAUAUUUUUGUGAAGAAAAUUAUCUGCUGUUUUCUUUUACCAGAGAUCCUUGAAGACAUACUGUAUGUUUCCAGUGGGUAGAAGAAAACCAUUAUGAUGAAGUUGUAUUUGAAAGUGUUGAUUAUCCACUGUGAACCAUGCAGAGAAAUGUUACCAGACUGGGUGAAUCAUUUACAUGCAAAUUCUAUAGUGCAGCACAUUUUUCAUUGUACUGAUAAACUAUCAAGACAGCACACCCUCUACCAUGUGAUUUAGUGACAACCUCAACAUUUACAAGAGCAAAGAGGACCACUCCUGAAUCUACUUCUUGUUUUUAGGAUGUGGAUUUCCUUUGGAGGACUUUCCAGAUGGAGGAUGGCCGUGAGGAUGAUCUCUCUUGCUGGAGUCAGACCCUUUGGCACUUGGUUUACCUCCACCAUGAGCACCCUGAGGCUUGUUCUCUUGUUCUGGAAGAAUAUAUAAGAAGGACCUCUUAACUACUUGGCUUUAGUAUGAAACAAAAGCUGAUAACCAAACAGAUUUGUAUUCAUAAAAGCUGUGCUCUUUCAAAAAUUACAGUGUAGAACUGCAGAGUAAAAAAACCUAACCCAUGCAAUAACAAAUCAAACUGGAGGAGCCUUUCAGGUUGCAAACAUCCUGGCACACAGGUAAUUCAGGUUGUGUAGGUAUGACAGUGCGUGCUAAGCUGAUGUUUUUGGAAACAUUUUUUUUGUAUACCCUUCCAAGUUGCCCAUCCCAAAAGUUCAGGUUCAAAAACAAAGUCGUUCUUAUGACAAGUGUGACUUUGAAAAAAGAUUGUUGUGCAACUAGAUUAAGAGAAGCCAGUAAGUCUCGAACAGCUGAAAAUGAUCGAAAAUUGAAGGAUGCAAAGCAUUCGUGACAAAAUGUGAAGCUUACCUACAGAGUCAAAAAUAUGGCCCAUGUGUUACUAAUACAUUGAAUUUCUGUAUUUGGUGUCCUGGGAACAACAAGUGCAAAUCUGGUUUAGAUGUUCUGUAUUUUAAGGCACAGACCUCGUAAGGAGAUGGUAUGACUGAAGAAGAAAAAUUCCCAUCAUAAAAAUAUGAAAAAAGAGACAUACUGUGGAAUGGCCUGG
Molecule: messenger RNA, 13406 nt
Organism: Xyrichtys novacula (pearly razorfish)
Lineage: Eukaryota; Metazoa; Chordata; Actinopteri; Labriformes; Labridae
Source: the annotation of a GenBank genome assembly